Platichthys flesus (European flounder) is the source of this 5089-nucleotide messenger RNA. RefSeq names its product olfactory receptor 8G17-like. Gene Ontology annotation, biological process: G protein-coupled receptor signaling pathway. The coding region runs from base 4038 to 4973 and encodes 311 amino acids. NCBI's taxonomy places the organism in Eukaryota, Metazoa, Chordata, Actinopteri, Pleuronectiformes, Pleuronectidae. Gene Ontology annotation, molecular function: G protein-coupled receptor activity; olfactory receptor activity. The transcript is spliced from 2 exons. The record is from RefSeq and is a predicted model, not a curated record. Gene Ontology annotation, cellular component: membrane.
UGCCCCAAACUGGGUGGUCAAAAACCUUUUUCAUUUCAGUUUGAAACUGGUCAAAUGAAAAAUUAAAUUGUGAGUCUCACAACAAAAGCUAUUUUAACACGGUCACUAUCAUAACUGCAGGGCUGAUGAUCAAAAACAAGUGAGCAUUGGAGCAGGAAACGCCGACAAGACCCCAACUCACCGGAGUAGCGUUCAGGUGUGGGCAUGUGGGGAUCACGGGUGGGAGCCACAGUAGGGUCGGAAGGCGUCGGGGUGGAUGAUUCCUGCGAGGAAGAUGCGGAGGAGAAGUGAAGCCGUGUGAGCAUGGUCCCAACGGAGUUCACGGAAUUAACAAGUCCUUGGAGGGUCUGGUCUUGUUGUCCUAUCAGGUUCCCUUGCCUCGCAAUGGCGUGGCGGAAUUCGUUUGUCUCCGUGGGGUCCAUUGUUUAAUGGCCAGUUCGUUCUGUUACGAUACGAGACCGUUGGACCCCAGAGCGGAGGCAAACACAGAGCACGGAGGUGGUGCGUUCAAUGACGUUUAUUUAACGUGGGACAAGGUAGAUAGACGGGGUGCUGAUGGCUCCGGGAGUUCUUCAGCGCAGAGGAGAAGCAGGAGGCCAGGACGAGGGGGUGCUGAUGGCUCCGGAAGUUCUUCAGCAGGAAGGAGAAUCAGGUGAGCAGGAUGACGGGGUAGCUGCAGGACAGGAGAACAGACCCGAGGAUUAACGGAGAGAAUAACCACAGGAGAAUCUGACUAUGAGCCGAGAACGAGAAACUACCACUGUAGUGACAAGGACGAUCUGGCGACGACUCUGCGCCCAGCCAGGGCAGAUAUAGUGAGCAGUUGAUGAGUGCAGGUGCGCCUGGUGAGCCGGGUCAUCUAGUGAGACGAGCUGCACCUGCGGGAAAAGGAGAGAAGAGAGGAGGAGGGGCACAGAGAACUGUGACAGAUACGCUCUUCAUUUUCUGAUCCUCCUUCUAUAAUCACACUUCCAUCAAUUUCAUCUUCAUCACCCUCGCUCUCCUCUUUCACCCCCCUGUCUCCCAAUCAAGUAAAGACCUUGGUAACCUCCGCCCGCCCGACCACCUGCCCCCUUGACCCCAUCCCUUCUCACAUUCUCCAGUCUAUUGCCCCUGACCUUCUUCCUUUUCUUACCCAUCUUAUCAACACUCGUCAACUGGCUGUUUCCCUAAUUCUCUGAAGGAGGCAAGAGUAAAUCCUUUCCUGGAGAAAUCCACCCUGGACCCGUCUGAAGUAAAUAACUACAGACCCGUCUCUCUCCUUCCCUUUGUUUCCAAAAUUCUUGAGCGUGCUAUCUUUAAUCAACUUUCCUCCUAUCUUAACCACAAUAAUCUUCUUGACCCUCACCAGUCUGGUUUCAAGGCAGGUCACUCGACUGAGACUUCCCUCCUGCAGUCUCUGAGCAGCUUCACACUGCUAGAGCAGCCUCUCUCUCCUCUGUCCUCAUCCUUCUAGACCUCUCUGCUGCAUUCGACAGAGUGAACCACCAGAUCCUUAUUUCCUCCCUUCAGGACCUGGGUGUCUCAGGCUCUGCUCUCUCCCUGCUCUCUUCCUACCUCAUUGAACGCACAUAUAGGGUAACUUGGAGAGGAUCUGUGUCUGAACCUUGUCCUCUCACUACUGGGGUCAAUCAAGGUUCAGUCCUUGGUCUUCUCCACUUCUCUUUGUACACCAACUCUCUUGGCUCUGUCAUUCACUCACAUGGCUUUUCCUACCAUAGCUAUGCUGAUGACACACCCUACUGAUCCUGUCUUUUCCCCGAUUUGAAACACAGAUAGCAGCACGAAUCUCUGCCUGUCUGAUUGACGUCUCUCAGUGGAUGACUGCACACCAUCUAAAGAUUAAGCUUGACAAGACUGAACUUCUUUUCCUUCCAGGGAAAGACUGUCCGCCCACGACCUGACUAUUAACUUUGACAACUCCUUGUAAACCCCCACUCAGACUGCUAAGAACCUGUACGUGACACUCGAUAGCCAACUCUCCCUCACUGCCAACAUUACUGCAAUAACACGGACCUGUAGAUUCAUGCGGUACAACAUCAGGAGAAUACGCCCGCUUCUACUGUAGAAGUGGGCAUAACUCCCUCCUGGCAGGUCUACCUGCUACUGCCAUCCGACCUCUGCAGCUCAUCCAGAAUGCAGCAGCUCGACUGGUUUUUAACCGAAAUUCACUCGCACUACUCCGAUCCUCCGCUCCCUUCACUGGUUACCAGUGGCUGCUCGCAUCCGGUUCAAAACACUAGUACUUGCAUUUCAUGUUGUGAACGGAUCCGGGCCAGUCUACAUCCAGGACAUGGUCAAACGUUACACCCCAGCACGUUCACUUCACUCUGCUUUGGCCAAUUGGCUCGUUGCUCCUUCACUGUGAGCUAAUCACAACUGUUUGCUGUCCUGGCUCCUGAUUGGUGGAACCAGCUCCCCAUCGACAUCCGUACAUCAGAAAGUUUACACAUCUUCCGCCCAAAUUAAAAACACACCUCCUUUGACUAUACCUUGAAUAAAAAAAACUUUAGCACUUAAAUGGCACUUACUUAUAGCCCUUUGCAGUUUUGCUUUAUUUUGAAGAAAUUGUACUUUCUUGAUUGUUGUUGUCCUGGGUCUGUACCCUUGGGGUUUUAUGCACUUAUUGUGAGUCGCUUAAAAUUUAAUAUAAUGUAAUGUCUACCCGGGGAGAGGGCAGAGCACCUUAACCCUGCGAGCUAUCGCUAUCCGGGAAGCCGGGGACCCGGGCCGUCUCUCCCCGGAGCUUGUGAGAUGAUGGUGGGGGGUGGUCCAAGGCCAAGUAGCGAGACUAUGACGUAUUUUUGGGUCGUAAUCCCAUUCGAUCCCAUCUAGCAUAUCGUUUCUGACAGAGAGGAACCACAACAAAUCGCAGGAGUUGUUUUUUUCCAGAGUUUCUGGGACGAUAGACAUGCCAGAUACCCAAAUUAACGUGUAGAAGCACUACAAAAGUGGAAUUUUCAUAAUAUGUCCUCUUUAGAGUUUAAGAUCCAUUUAUUCAUCCCAAACACAUGCACAGACAUGCAAAGGCACACUCAUGCAGGUAAGGAAAUUUAAUCUCUGUUUUUUACCCAUCUGGUGCAGGACAGAUUCCUGUAUUAGUGUGUAAUACUAAUACAGGACGCUAUCACUUCCUGUAUUAGUAUUACACACUAAUACAGGAAUCUGAUGAUGAGCCAAUCACAUUGUCUUUCAAAAUCAUUGACAGUUGAUUAUUUAAAGACCUCAUCAGUUCCCCCCUGAAAGACAAAGAAUCAAUGCUUAAGUCGCACCCACUUUGGGACUUGAAUCCACUACCUCUGGGUUACUGUCCCUCUGCUCUACUGCCUGCACCACCUAGUAUUUAUAGAUCUCACUGCCCUCCAUUCCCCAUCUGGCCCCCCCUCCCCCAGCGCGUGUGUCCCGAACAAAAGUCUCUAACUCAAAAUCUAUAACUAGAAUUACAAGGCUUGGACGAACAAAUAUAUAUCUAUAUUAUUGUUUAGAGUCAUAAAACAAAUCAUCACUGUCCCUGUAACUGAUGAACAGCGCCUCCUGCAGCCACACAUGGUGAACUGUGCUGGUCUCUGUGUCUGAUGAAGUGAAUCAAAUCAACCAAACUGUUGAGAAUUCUUCAUGUUUCACAGUUUCCUGCUGAAUACUGGAGAUAAACUCUGGUUGUUGAUAACUUCAGAGUGUUUCUAACUGAUCUCAGUUCAGCUUCACUCUUCAGCUGCAGCUGGUUGUGUCUGUGACUCUCAGUCAGUUGUUCUCUCAGGAGAUGGAACCCACUCAGCAGAGUCACAGAGAACAGACGCUCAGGGAGAGAAGAGGAAACUUUCUCUUGUUCACACUCACACAUCAAACUCACUUCAUCCAGUUGCUGCUUUCAGGUAGAAACGUUUAAACGUGACCUCUGAAGUUGUUCAGGUUAAUUCCCAGAUGAUCCGAGGUUCCUGCCCCUGGUGACGACUUCUCUAUAAAAGUGAAUCCAGCUCCCGGCUUCAGCAGAAGUUGGUUCUCUCUGUGUUUGAUACCUUCACAGAAACUGAAGGUUGAUGGAAAACUUCACGUUGAACAGCGACACCCUGCAGCUGGAGGGGUUAAAGGUCACCCAGGUUUCUGUCUACCCUGUCUUCUUCUUCUUCUUCCUCUCCUACAUCGUCAUCAACUUAGCAAACAUCGGCAUCCUGGUGCUGAUUUUCAUAGAUAAGAACCUUCACCAGCCCAUGUACCUGCUCUUCUGUAACCUGCCUGUCAAUGACAUCAUGGGAAACUCCAUCAUGUUGCCCGGGGUAAUGUCGGACAUCCUGCGUCCACCCUCCGAGCGCCUCAUCAGCUACUACGAGUGUGUGCUGCAGGCGUUCACCACGCACAUCUACGGCACCACCUGUCACACCAUACUGAUGAUCAUGGCCUUUGACAGAUACGUGGCCAUCUGUAAUCCUCUGCGUUACGCCGCCAUCAUGACCAGCAACAUGGUGGUCAAGCUGACCGUGUCUGCCUGGGGCGUGGCCUUUGUUCUGGUGGGGAUUCUGCUGGGUUUGACCAUAAGACUGAACCGAUGCAGGACUCUGAUCAUGAAUCCUUACUGUGACAACGCCUCGCUGUUCAAACUCUCCUGUGAGAGUGUGUUUAUUAAUAACAUCUACGGCCUCACCUUCACCGUGGUCCUGUUCUCAGCUUCUAUCGGCAGCAUAGUUCUCACCUACGCUAAGAUCACAGUCGUGUGUGUGACCAGUAAAAACCAGUCUCUGAACAGUAAGGCCCUGAAGACCUGCAGCACUCACCUGUGUCUGUACCUGAUCAUGUUGUGUAGUGGAAUGAUUGUAAUUAUUCUGCAUCGCUUCCCUCAGUACUCCGACUACAGGAAGCUGUCGGCCAUUCUGUUCCACGUGAUCCCCGGCAGCUUGAACCCCGUCAUCUACGGAGUCCAGUCCAGAGAGAUACGAACGUUUCUGUCUAAACUGAUUCACUCCAGGAAAGUCUCAUAAUUCUCUCAUAAACACAGUGAAGUUUAAAAUAUAUCAUUUAGAGGAAACCUGCGUCUUCUCUGUUUUUAUCUUUUCAUCAAUGAACCUUUUGUUUAAAGUUAUAAUGAUUCAGGAAA